Lachancea nothofagi CBS 11611 is the source of this 780-nucleotide messenger RNA. The record is from the annotation of a GenBank genome assembly. NCBI's taxonomy places the organism in Eukaryota, Fungi, Ascomycota, Saccharomycetes, Saccharomycetales, Saccharomycetaceae.
AUGAAAGCUGUUACGACCUAUCGCUCUUUGGCUGGACUUCACGUUUCGCCUGGAUCGAGGCUCUUCUCGUGCAUGAAUGUACUGUCAAAACGCGCCCCAAAUCAGACUUCAAACGCCGAAGUUCAUGGCUACAAAUCUAAGAGCUUUAGAAGGUUCCUACAGACUAACCAUUCGCAACGCUCGCUGGACAGCGCUGGGCCAGAAAGAUGGAGUUUUAACUUCAAUACAGGUAAGGGUUCCAAUCAGGCUAUCCAAGAGGAAGGCCACGCAUCGACAGGAGGUGCCAAUACCAAAUCCGCCAAAUGGUCCACUUAUUCUAUGCCCUCGAAAGAAACGCUUUCACAGCAACAGGAGCAGGCUGACAAACAGAAUGAAGCCGCUCAAAAACUGGCGUCUCAAGCCCAAACACAAGAACCACAACCAGCGAAAAAGCAGAAGAGAAAGCUGAGGCCUCGCAAAGCGUUGAUCUCCCUCACUCCUAACGCCCUCAAACAUUUAAAUAUGCUACUGAACCAGCCCGAGCCGAAGCUAAUAAGAAUCGGUGUUAAGAAUCGCGGAUGUUCCGGAUUGACAUAUGAUUUAGAGUUUAUCUCGACGCCUGGCAAGUUUGAUGAGGUUGUCGAGCAAGAUGGUGUUAAGAUAAUAAUAGACUCUAAGGCAUUGUUUAGCAUUGUGGGUAGUGAAAUGGACUGGAUUGACGAUAGACUUUCGUCCAGGUUCGUGUUUAAGAAUCCAAAUUCAAAGGGUACUUGCGGUUGUGGAGAGAGUUUCAUGGUUUGA